UGGCACUUCAUUGCAUCUGAUGCAGCAGGCUGAGCUCAUUCGCCCCCCAAAGCGUAUGCCACGAUAAAUGGGUUUAGCAUUUAAGAACUUGCAGUGGAUUCCUAUUUGUUUCGGCCUGGUGCUGCUUGCUACACACAACGGCACAGGAAAUAUAAAAGGCGGAAGGAAAUGAGAAUGGGUGGGAGACAAGGGAGCCCAAAUGCAGGAGCCCAAAUGAAUCGCAACAUGUGCAAUUCCACGGACAUGCCAUACGAAGACAGCCGGCAUCUUCUGGUUGUGGUAUACAGCAUCGUCUUUAUCGUGGGCAUUCCAACCAACUGCUUAACUGCCCUCCUGACACUCAUACAGAUUGGGAAGGGAACCAUCACUGCCAUCUACCUGUUCGGCCUCUCCCUAUGUGAGCUGAUGUACCUGAGCACCAUCCCCCUCUGGAUCAUCUACGUGCAAAAUGACCACAAAUGGACGAUGGGGACGCUAUCGUGCAAGGUGACCGGAUACAUCUUCUUCUGCAACAUCUACAUCAGCAUCCUUCUCCUGUGCUGCGUCUCUGUUGACCGCUACGUGGCGGUGGUGUAUGCGCUGGAAAGCAGAGGGAUCCGGCGCCAGAGGAUUGCCGCCGUAGUCACCGUUGCUCUCUUUGGCACGGUUGCAGUGAUCUACUGCCCGGUUUUUUUCAGGGAUGACAUCCAGGACCUGAACAGCACAACUUGCUACGAAACGCCACUCAACUCCCAUUUGGUCUAUUACAACAUCACGCGGUUCUUAGUGGGCUUCCUUAUCCCAUUUGCGCUCCUCCUUUUCAUGAACUACAAGAUCUUCCAAAGUAUUAAGUCCAGCUGCAGCCUCAGCCCAAGCCAGAAAGCGAAAGUGAAGUACCUGGCAAUUGCCAUCAUCUCCAUAUUCGUGGUCUGCUUUGCCCCUCACCAUUUUGUGCUGCUGGUAAAGUCGGUUCUCUUCUUUCUCUACCCAGAUGAGAUGUGCAGAUUCGAGAGAGACAUCUAUACCACUUCGGUGGUGUUCCUGUGCUUCUCCACCGCCAACAGUGUGGCGGACCCGUUCAUCUAUGUGCUGGUGAGUGAAAACGCCCAGCGUGAAAUUGAUCGAAUUUUCAGGGCGUGUGGGAUUGAGCUGUCUGUCAGUUCCAACGAGGACAGCAGCAAGAUCAACAAUUCCCAAAGGUCACCGAAGGAGACAAGGGAGACGUGGAUAUUAGGAAAUAAAGAGGACAGGUAGCUCCUCCUCCUCCUCUUCUACAGGAACUCUGCAUUGGCAGAAAAGGGUGGGAGGCGGGCAGCAUCUUCAGAGGGGAGGGACGCAUUCCUUUUCCCCUUACGUCCUUGAGGCUGAGAAAAAGCCUGCCCACUCUGAGGGAUAAACGCUGCCCAUUGAACGGUGUGGUCUCAUUUGCAUUGUGCGCUAUGAACUGGCCUUUCGGCAAAUCCUGGCCAUUAUGCAUAAUAGGUUAAUGUCAUGAUUUGCAGCAGGAUGCAUUCCAGACAUGUUGAUGGUGCACCAGCCAUUCAGCACCAGCAGAUCCUGCUGGGAUGGGGGGCAGGCAAUGUAGCUCGUGGGCGGUUGAUUAUUUAUUGUGCUAAGAAGGAAGGAAUGGAAUGUGGCCGUUGAAAAGCUAAAUGCAAAAAAGAAAUUAACAUGUUACCUCUUUGGGAUAUCCUUUUGUGUGGAAUUUGAAUGUCUAAACGUUCAUGGUAUCUUGACUAAACUAUUCACUUCUCCAUUGCAUCCAGUGUUCACACAAACACAGCACUGAAAGCAUGUAGGGUAAAUAUCUCUCUGCAAAGGAGGUUAAUCAGGGAGCCAGUUAUACUAGAGCAGCAGUUUUACACAAUCCCCGAUGGUGUCAUCAUUAAAUAAAUGUCUAUGUCCGUCCACAUGGUGGACUCCCGACCACGAUGUGGGCAUUACCUGUGCAUUGUGUGUGCUUGAACAAAAGAAGUAUUCUGCAGCUUAUAGAAGACACCUGGAUUGGGACUUUUGAAAGUCUCCAGAGGGAGGACAUUCCAUAGGUGAGAGGCACCAACAAAGGCUUAGGAACAAGGACUGAGUCAGACCAUUGGUCCAUCUAGCUCAGUAUUGUCUACGCUGACUGGCAGUGGCUCUCUGGAGUUUGAAAAAAGAGAUGAAAUCCCAAGAGGCUACAAAGCAAUCUAUUUCUAGAAAAAGCUCAACACAUUUCAGCAGGUAAUUAUUUUAGACCUUCAUCCGUAACUACAGGCCAACACACGUUGGGCGUUUUCUAGAAAGAAAUUCCAUUGUAGCAUCUUGAGGUUUACUCUCUCUCUUUUUGGAGGGGUUGUUCUGAAUGCUUUUUGUACUUUUCCUCCAGUGUUUCAGCCAGGGCACUCUUCCAGCUCUACCUAGAGAUGCCGGGUAUUGAACCUAGGACCCUCUGCACGCAAAGCAGAUGCUCUGUCUCUGAGCUACACCCUCCUCUUCUGCAACUUGGAUCCUAAGUACCUGUGAGCAGAAUUCUACUCAUGUGAUGCUCCUGCUGACAAGAAGGGAGGAUGCAAUUUUUGUUGAUUUCCUCUGCAGCCCCCCCCCCUCAAAAAUCUGCUCCAGAGAAUAGGGAGACUGUCCAGACCAGCACAGGAAGUUACACUUGGGGCUGUAGAGAGCAAAGGGAAACUGACAACAAUAAUCUUGCCUUUCACCAGUGGGAGCUUUGCUGGAUCAGAGUCUUUUUCAUUUAUGAAAGAAACUCAGGACUGAAGCCAAAAUCUUUCAAGUACUAUUAUAUUUUAUCCCACACUUGCUCCAAAAGAACUCAGAGUGGUGUACAUGAUCCCCCACUUUAUGCUCACAACAACCUUGUGAGGUAGGUUUACCUGACAGAAUAGUGACUGGCCCAGUUUCAUUUUGUGAGUUUUGUGGCCGAAGUGGGAUUCAAACCCAAGCCUCCUUGCUCUAAUGCUAUACACACUGGCUCUUGUAUAAAGCUGCCUCCCACUGUUGAUUCCUGAGUCCCCAGCAGCCAAGACUGAAGAAUGGUGCAGGUAAAAAUGGGGUAGAAAUUCAACUGGUUCACAUUUAAAGGUAAACUUACCUAAUUUGCUCUUUCUGAAACAAGAUGUGAACUGAAACCGUUAAAAUUCGCACUUCUCUGAAUUUUGC
Molecule: messenger RNA, 3132 nt
Organism: Rhineura floridana
Lineage: Eukaryota; Metazoa; Chordata; Lepidosauria; Squamata; Rhineuridae
Gene: GPR132
Product: G protein-coupled receptor 132
Exons: 2
Coding region: 169-1233 (354 amino acids)
Biological process (GO): negative regulation of G2/M transition of mitotic cell cycle; G1/S transition of mitotic cell cycle; G protein-coupled receptor signaling pathway
Cellular component (GO): membrane
Molecular function (GO): G protein-coupled receptor activity
Source: RefSeq, a predicted model, not a curated record